AUGGGUGAAAGGAAAGCGCCAUCAUGCCUUGGUUGUCGAGAGAAGAAGAUGCAGGCAGGAAAAGAAACACAAAUAAACAACAGAAGAUUCCUCUGGUACGAAAUCGAGUUGGAGAUGAAGGGAAUCGGAAGGAGCAUCCUUGCUCGAGACGAAAUUUGCGAAGAAGAGGAAGCCAAGGCCAAUCCGAGAGAGCAAACAAGCGAUGAUAGCAGCUCUGGUGAGGUUCUCGGCAGUCCUCGUUCAACCAGAGAAGGGGAGGUGCAAAGGGGAAGCUGUGAAUUAACUCAAAGACAUAGAUCUAAAGGAAAUAAAGAAGAGAAUGGAUGGGUUUUUCAUAUUUGGUUGUUGAUUCUUGACAACAAGAGAAGUAGAAAAGAUGAAGGCAGGAGUGGUUCUUGGCAGGAAUAAGGAGGAAGAAGAAAAAGACGGGUUGCUGACCUCUUGGUGUUUCCUGACAGCUUCAAUUGAGAAGGGAAAUGCCAACACGUUUUUCUUUGUGUCUAACUUUGGGUGUGGAAGAAUUAAUAGUUUUCAAUUUGUGUAAGCAUGAAUCUUUUAAGGAUUUUUGGAGAGUACAAACUCUAUUCCUUUAUGUGUGAAUUGUGUGGGUUGGUUUAGUGUAUAUUUAUGUACAUUGUUGGUCC
Molecule: messenger RNA, 644 nt
Organism: Lactuca virosa
Lineage: Eukaryota; Viridiplantae; Streptophyta; Magnoliopsida; Asterales; Asteraceae
Source: the annotation of a GenBank genome assembly